AUGGGACAAAUCUACAUGGGAGACAAGCUACCCAAAUCCACUACAAACAAUCUCUGUGGCUUCAGCCAACUAGCUGAAAAGGAAGAACUCUGGGAGCUGACAGGUUGUCGUCCUGCAAACAGGAAGGAGAGGAGGAUUCCAGUCGCCCAGCCCUCCCACCCCAAACGCAACUGCCCCCAGCGCAGGGGAGGCCGCGGAGGCCAGGCAGGAGUACGUCCUGGAGGCCUGGUCGGCGUGGGCGUUUUAUUCCGAGACCAAGGGGAUCCACUGCAGAGUUCUCCGCUGAGCGUGACCUCGGGCUGCAGCGUGGGAGGAAGCGCGCCGCAAGACCCCCAGCAGAGGACGGCGGCUCGGACUGUCCAGCGGUGGCGGGGACAGCGACAAGGGCGCGAGGACCCGGGACCCGCGCGCCGAUCGGUGUGCGAGGGUAUCGCCUGGGCACGCAGGCUGAGGAGGUUCGGGAAGGGCUCGGCCGCCGGCGGGGACCCGGGCAGCGGGGACCACGGGGACUACGGGGACCACCCCGACCCCGCGCGGGGCCCGAACCCGCGACUCUCGGUGUGCGCUGAGCAGCACCCGGUUCCGUCCUUGCGGCCGAAGGGCAGAGGAGGCGCGAGGCCAGGGGUUCGUGGACAUCCAGCGCUCCCCAAAGCGGGUGCUGGCCGUGAGACCUCCCCCGGGAUGGCCUGCGGGGUGGGGGUCUUGGAGUUAGGCUGUCGGGGGCCACGCAGCCCCUCUUCUCCGGGCAGUGGCGCCCUGCCCCGCGCUCAGGAAGUCACUGAGGACUUCCGAGAGACAAAGGAUGGGAAAAGUUCUGAGAACUGUGAAUUUGAGUACUAGAACUCCUGUACUCAUGAGCCAGAUGAGUUUAAAAAC
Piliocolobus tephrosceles (Ugandan red Colobus) is the source of this 876-nucleotide messenger RNA. RefSeq lists its product as uncharacterized. The transcript is spliced from 4 exons. The record is from RefSeq and is a predicted model, not a curated record. The coding region runs from base 1 to 840 and encodes 279 amino acids. Lineage: Eukaryota; Metazoa; Chordata; Mammalia; Primates; Cercopithecidae.